AUGGCCGCUCCCGCGGGGCGCAGAGCCCCCCUGGCGCUGGGGCUGACCGGGCUGGUCUUCGCCCUGUGCGGCCUUGUCCUGCUCUUCGUCCUGCCCAGCAUGGUCCGGGACCAGGUCAUCAAGCAUUACAGGAGUGAUGUCUGGAUGCUGGAUGGGAAGGAGGGUGUGAUAAAGCCUAGCCCAAAUGUCUGCUUUCUCUUCCAGAACGUGAGGAUCGAUCCCAAUAGCAUCGCCUUCGGUAUGUGGAAAGACGUUCCUGUUCCUUUUUACCUGUCAGCCUACUUCUUUGAGGUGCUGAAUCCAAAAGAGAUUCGUCUGGGAGCCAAGCCUGUGGUGAAUCAGCGUGGGCCUUAUGUUUACAGAGAAUACAGGUAUAAAACCAAUAUAACUUUCCAUGACAAUGGUACAGUUUCCUUCCUGGAAUACCGGACGUUUUUCUUCCGGCCAGACCUGUCUGAUGGGGUGGAAGAGGAUUACAUUGUUGUGCCAAACAUCCUUGUGAUGGGUGCAGCCAUUAUGAUGGAGAAGCUACCUCACUUUUUGAAGGUGUUAAUAAGUGGCGCACUGGCUGGCUUGGGACAGGACGCUUUUAUGAACCGAACCGUGGGAGAGAUCAUGUGGGGCUAUGACGACCCGCUUAUAGAUGUGCUGAACAAUUUUGUGCCUGGUUUGAUCCCUUUCAAGGGGAAGUUUGGCUUAUUUAUGGAUUUUAACAACUCGAAUACAGGACUGUUCACUGUGUAUACUGGGGCCACAGACAUCAAUCAAAUCCACAUAGUGGAUACAUGGAAUGGAUUAAAAAAGGUGAAUUACUGGCGCUCCAAUGAGUGUAACAUGAUCAAUGGGACUUCUGGAGAGAUGUGGCCUCCUUUCAUGACCCCUUCCUCUUCUCUAGAGUUUUAUAGUCCUGAUGCCUGUCGAUCCAUGAAGCUAGUGUACGAGCAGUCUGGAGUAUUUAAAGGGGUGCCGACCUAUCGCUUUGUGGCUCCGAAGACUUUAUUUGCUAACGGAACAGAUUAUCCACCAAAUGAAGGCUUCUGCCCCUGCAGGGAAUCUGGAAUCCAGAAUGUCAGCACCUGUAGAAUGAAUGCACCAGUGUUCAUAUCCCACCCACACUUCUACGAUGCUGACCCUGUCUUGGUGGAAGCCGUCGAUGGAUUACAUCCCAAUAAGGAGCAGCAUGGGCUCUUCCUUGACGUUCAUCCGGUCACGGGAAUUCCAAUGAACUGCUCCAUCAAGCUGCAACUGAGUCUGUAUAUAAAGAAGGUCUCUGGCAUAAGUCAAACAGGACAAAUCAAGCCGGUUGUCUUGCCUAUACUUUGGUUUGCAGAGAGCGGGGCCAUUGAAGGUUCAGUCUUAAAGCAGUUCUACACCAACCUGGUACUGAUCCCAUCUGUGCUGGACUAUGUGCAAUAUAUCUGCAUCGGUCUGGGUGUCGCUUUGAUUGUUGCUGCCAUUGUACUGGAGGUAAAGAGACAGAGAAACGCCAGAGAGAAGAGCCCACAAGAGCCAGACCCACAGACUGCACCAUCUUGGUCUUCAGAAACAACACCACUCCUUCAAGACGCUAGUAAAACAAACCAGAACAAUGCUGCUGAAGCCUGA
Messenger RNA from Emys orbicularis (European pond turtle), 1605 nucleotides. It is a transcript of the gene SCARB1, whose product is annotated as scavenger receptor class B member 1. Gene Ontology annotation, cellular component: caveola; cytoplasm. The record is from RefSeq and is a predicted model, not a curated record. Gene Ontology annotation, molecular function: lipid binding; low-density lipoprotein particle binding; scavenger receptor activity. Bases 1 to 1605 code for a protein of 534 amino acids. The transcript has 13 exons. NCBI's taxonomy places the organism in Eukaryota, Metazoa, Chordata, Testudines, Emydidae. Gene Ontology annotation, biological process: cholesterol import; plasma lipoprotein particle clearance; cholesterol efflux.